AUGAGCACUGCCAUCUAUACAUACAUUGUUGAUUACUAUGAUACACCAACGCAUUAUACAAAGGGAGCUCUUAACAUAGAAGAGAAUUAUGGCACAUUAUUCUUAAAUUAUUACUCAGAAGUUAAUGUCGAACAACUUGUUUCUAAUCUAAGGAUUGACAUUCAACUAAAAUUACCCGAUUUUGCAGCCAUUAUAUCAGAUUUCUCAAAAAUAAAAGUCACAGUUAAGAAUGGAAUAAUUCUGUCAUUCAUGAAACAAGAUUCAGAAAUGAGUUUCUCAUUCCAAAGCUACUUCAAAGUCAAGGAGAUAUUCCACCUGAUUUCCAAAUAUUUCAUUCUUAAAGCUUCGACAGAAACUCCGACAACUUUUGAAUUCAUCCAAAAGGAUACCAGGCUUAUUAGUUUGAAUCCGUUCAUUAUAACAAACGAUUACAUUAAAGAAGAAUUAAAAGAAAAACUCUCAAUCGCAAGAAAAGGCAAAUCAUUACAACAAGGCCAACCAAAGACUCUUUCUGAGAGUGAGUUUAAGUCUCUAUUUGAUGAAAACAAUACUUUCAAACCGACAACUACAUUUGAAAACGAAUUUUACAAUUGUCAAAUGGAUAAUAAAGUUUCUAGCUUAGUUUUCGAUUAUAUAGUACAUUAUAAUCAGGAGAAAUCUUCGAAUGAGCAAUCAGAAGAACCAAAAGUUGACAAACAAACAGAAUACAUUCGAAUUAAAGAACAAUGGCAAGCAACUCCAAAACUUCAAUGGGAAAAAUAUCCAGAAUUAAGAAGACUCGUCAAUUCCAUCGAAAACGACAUAGUUAAACACUCAAAAUUUUUCAGAGAAUCAGAAUUUCUUAUGCAAGUCAGUUUUAACGUUCUUUUAACGCUUUCCUACUGGAACAGAAACAGAGCUUACUAUAACGAGCUCAUGGUCUACAUUUUACACGGAAUUAUUGAAUUUUAUGUUGAAAAAAUCGAAGGAGAGAAGAUAAUUUUCUAUGAUGGAGCCUCACAUAGUCAAGUUGAAAGCGAAUCCAUCUUUUUCCAUUCAUUUAUUGACUUUUACCUCAAGAAUAAAUUAGAUGAAAUUAUUGCCGACAUAAAAACACCAAGAAUCUUCCAGAUGUUACAGGAUAUCGGCGAUUUCUUUGUUAAGGAACAUUCUGAGGUAUUACAACUCUAUCAACACCUCCAAAGUUUUUCAUUAUUAUUUUUAGUUCCAAACAUCGAGACAUUCUUCAUUAAUUCGUUCAGCAAGGAUGAUAUCAAGAGAUUGAUGAUAUCUUCUUUAUGUAUUCCGAAGUUUUUGGAAAAAUUUUCGGCUGCAUUACUUCUGUACACCGCUGAUGAUCUUUUCGCCGAGAAAAUCAGUUCACAUGACCAAUUUAUUGAAGUUUUUCAGCAAAAACUGUCAAAAGCAAAUGUUGCCGAAAUUCUUUCAAUGGCUCAAAAUCUUAAGAUCUAA
Trichomonas vaginalis G3 is the source of this 1452-nucleotide messenger RNA. RefSeq names its product regulation of vesicle fusion. The record is from RefSeq and is a predicted model, not a curated record. Lineage: Eukaryota; Parabasalia; Trichomonadida; Trichomonadidae. The coding region runs from base 1 to 1452 and encodes 483 amino acids. The transcript has a single exon.